UUAUUAUGCCAUUGGCGUAGUAGGGGGUUCGUGGGUGCCAUACAUUAAGUACAGCAAUACUUUUAGACUGAAAUAUAUAGGGCAAAAUAUUUUGUCUAAGCAGUUAACUUAUGCGUAAUACUGGAAGCACUCAUGUGGAGUUUCGUAUGAAAUAUUAUUAUUUUACGUUAAAUGUGUGCGCUAACAGGCUAGUGCGUUGUUUGUUUUCGGUCAUCUGACGCUGUUUAAACAUUUUUAACUACGAACUUCAGCUAGCAAGUUCAUUUUCUUUUCUCGCCUGCCAGCAAACUCUUUUGGCAAUACAAACAAUUAUAGUAGUUUGCGAUCGCUGAAGUGAAACCUGUCAUAUAUUGGAAACUUUUGAAGCAGCUAGCUAGCGAGAAGACUGUAAUGGGAAGAAGAAUCAACGUCUGCAAGUUGGGCUAGCUUUCUAACUUCGCUAAGAUCUUUAUGUAAGUUCUCGUCUAUAUCUUGGACUUGGCAGUGAUGGAUUGCACAUUACACUUUUGACUUCACUGUGACUUGCAAUGGGACUUAACGAGGCCUAUCGACCCUUUAAACGGAUUUUCUUAGGUAAAGACAUACUACCAGGCUUGUCUUACACCACCACCGCCUCCUGUCUGUCAAAGAUGUGAAAGGUCUACUGCGGAGUCCUCCACCACGAACGGCAUCUGCAGCAUCAGUAGACAUGGAUCGGAACAAGCGUAACUCCAUAGCCAGCUUCCCGACGCGGGCUGACCGCCCGGAGGAGCUGGACGUGGGGGUGGGUGGGGUGGAGACGGGCCAGCUGGACCGAGUGUGCCCCUCAUCCUACCGCGCCCUCAUCAGUGCCUUCUCACGCCUGACCCGUCUGGAUGACUUCAUCUGCGAAUGGAUCGGUUCUGGCUUCUUCUCAGAAGUCUACAAGGUACGUCACCGCGCUUCGGACCAGGUUAUGGCUCUGAAGAUGAACAAGCUGAGCAGUAACAGGGCCAACAUGCUGCGUGAGGUGCAGCUGAUGAACCGACUCUCCCACCCCAACAUCCUCAGAUUCAUGGGUGUCUGUGUCCAGGAAGGUCAACUCCAUGCCCUGACAGAGUACAUAAACGGUGGCAACCUGGAGCAACUGCUGGACAGCAACAAGUACCUGAGCUGGACAACUCGGGUGAAGCUGGCUUGUGAGAUCGCCAUGGGCCUGGGCUACCUGCACUCCAAGGGCAUCUUCCACAGGGAUCUGACGUCUAAGAACUGCUUGAUAAAGUCCGAUGAGAAUGGCUACUCUGCAGUUGUUGGAGACUUUGGCCUUGCUGAGAAGAUCCCCAGUGAUGAUGUUGAAGGGGAGAAGCUUGCUGUGGUGGGAUCUCCAUUUUGGAUGGCACCAGAAGUGCUGCGAGAUGAGCCAUACAAUGAGAAGGCAGACGUCUUCUCCUAUGGUAUAGUCCUCUGUGAGGUUAUAGCACGCAUACAGGCCGACCCAGACUUCCUGCCUCGCACAGAGAACUUUGGCCUUGACUACCAUGCCUUUCAGCACAUGGUGGGAGACUGCCCCCCCGACUUCCUCCAGCUGGCCUUCGACUGCUGCAAUAUGGACCCGAAGCUGCGGCCGUCCUUCCCGGACAUCGUGAAGCGGCUCGAGGAGAUGCUGGGCCACCUGCGCGUGGAGGAGGCCGAACAGGAGCGCAUCCACACCUCUGUAGAGGCCGACAAGACCAUCCCCAAAGGUCCAGGUGAUAAGCUACAAGGUAUGAAAAGGCUAAACCCGCUGGGCUUCCAGGAUGACAAGAUUCCUCCCAAGUCACCCCGUCCUCGGCGCAACAUUUGGCUGUCGCGCAGCCAAUCGGACGUGUUCUCCCGCAAGCCCGGCCGCAAAGUCAACGUGCAGGACCCAUAUUACAACCCUGGACCUAAGGGCACCGGACGGGGAGGAGCGCCCAAAAUUAACCCCUUCAGUGCCCGGGAAGACCUGAAGGGUGGCAAGAUCAAGUUCUUCGAUGUGCCCAGCAAGUCGGUCUUCUCGCUCAUGUUCAACCUGCACUCGCCUCAGGGCAGCCCGAGAGGUUCGCUCUCGCAGCAGCAACAGCAGCUCCUGCCCGGCGCCGUCUCCACGGGCAACCCCUGCGGCAUGGCGGCACUCUCUGUGCCCUGGCCGGAGCCUUGGCAGCUGCCCGGCCGGCAGUGCCGCUCGCUGCCCGUCUCGCCGCAGCUGCCCCUGUGCGAGGCCUUCUGCUCGGCGCCCACUGGCUCCAGCGCCCAACGGUCCGAGCAGGCCCAGCAGCCGGGCGCCGAGGCCAAGCAGAGGCCGCUGAGCAGCUGGGCCAAGAAGUACGGCGUGUCGGACAUCCCGCCCUUCCGGCCGCGGGCCGGGCGGGAAGAGGAGGCGGAGGCAGCGCGGAGCUGGCCGGACGGCGGGGAGGGAGGGAGUAACGGAGACGCCGAGGCCGAGGCCAUGGACUGCUCCAGCGGCCGGCCCAGCCCAGAGACGGACGAGGAGGCGGCGGCGCGCGGCGCCAGCAGCCUGCCCAACGGCAACGGGGCUUGCGAGGACAUGGAGGCGGAGGAUGACGAGGAACAGAUGAUGGGGCUGCCCGUCCUGCCCUCAGCGCCGGCCCUCACGCUCAGCGUGGCCGCGCAGCAUCAGGAGCUGCGCUCGGUCGUCCUCACACCCGGCAAGCCGCCGCUGGGGUCCUCAGACGUGAUCUCACGGUGCGACAUCUGACCACCCCGAGAAACAGGACUGAGCACCAGAGAACGAGAGUGAGGGCGCCUCCUGCUGUUUAAGAUAGGGAUAGUACUGCAGUCUUAAAAUGCAGAGAGAUUAUUUUCACACAAAUCAUGAGUAUUUAAUAUUUUGGAAGAAAAAAUACUUUGUGUAAAUAUGCGGCAAGAAAGAAAUUUAAGCUUGGACUUUUGGACUAAAGGAAUGGGGUCUGAGGAGAUAUGUGGAGAGCCAUUGUGUGAGGUCUGAGGUCCAGGUCAAAUAUCUUGACAUUUUCAGAAACCAGUUUAACCGUGUGAACUUUUCAACUCCAGACCGAUUGUUUGAAUGUAACAACACAUUUAACAUCCUAUAAAAGCACUCUCAAUGACUUAAUAUCUAACUCAGCAUUUUCAACAUUUGACACGUUAAGUUGCAUAACCCUAUCCUGCUCACUUACUACUGAGCAAUGGCUGUAACAGCUAGAAACACCUGUCCUAUAACAGCUCAGUGAAUAGCUAUUUAGCAUGUAGCUGUUCAGUUUCCUAGGGUGCUUAAGCACAUUGCGUCAUACAAGUCAUACAUUCCAGAGAUGGAUUUCAUUCAUGAGGACACGUCUCCUUCCCCAGUCCCAAUAAGCUUAAGAAAAUAUAUUGGUCUGAUUAUUUGUAUAAGGAUUAUCCAAUGGCACUCAGCACACUGCUGAUACACUGUACUGUGGGGGGACUGUUGACCUCGGCAUGGGAGAGCUUGACCAGUCCCCUGUCUGUUCACUCUCUGAGAAUGCCACAAGAGGACUUGUGCUAGACUGAGUCACACACACAGAGUUUUGUCAUGGCUGGGAUCUCUCACACAGGGUCACACUCUCUCCUUCAGGACCUGUAGUCACAUCUUCAGCUGUGUUCCGAUCUGUUCUGUAAUUACUUAAAAUUUUAACUUGCACUUGAAAAGAUAAAUGAUGGUGUAACUUUUUUUUCCCUGUCUUUUUUUGUUGUCACUACAUUUCUAUGCAAUGAAUAUAACAAGGCAGGCUAGUUCUAAAGAGAAUCUAUUUUGAUAUUUAAAAGAAAUGUCUUAAAUCUGUUUCUACAGAGUUUGUGGAAAGCAUGUUAUUAAUGCAGCUUGGUUAAAAUGGGGAUUUUGUCGAUGUAAAAAAUCUGUUUUGUUGGAUACUUAUACAGUGCUUCUUUUUGUCCUGACUGUUUUGUGUCAAUUUUUAACCGUAAUACAGAUGUAUAUUUUAACCAAAGACAGAUCAGGACAACGUUUUCCAUUCAUCUGGCUUUAAUUUUAUAAAUGUACACCAUUAUAAAACUUGUAUAUCCAAUUGUUACAAAUAAAACUCAACUUUAUAUGUAACUGCA
Alosa alosa (allis shad) is the source of this 4038-nucleotide messenger RNA. RefSeq names its product testis associated actin remodelling kinase 2 (gene tesk2). Gene Ontology annotation, cellular component: nucleus; cytoplasm. Bases 689 to 2695 code for a protein of 668 amino acids. Lineage: Eukaryota; Metazoa; Chordata; Actinopteri; Clupeiformes; Clupeidae. The transcript is spliced from 11 exons. Gene Ontology annotation, molecular function: protein serine/threonine kinase activity; ATP binding. Gene Ontology annotation, biological process: actin cytoskeleton organization; protein phosphorylation. The record is from RefSeq and is a predicted model, not a curated record.